ACAAUUCUGUUGGGGUUAAUCAGUAACCAGGAGGGGAGAGCGGAGCCUGGCUGACGGCUUAAAGCAAGGGAGCUGAGCUGGACACCGCAGACCUCCCUACCACGCCGCAUCAGCAGCAAACAGCACACACGAAGAAUCGAUCGGAUCGAAGGAAGGUAAAAUGCAGAAACUGCGGUCCCCUUCUCUUCUCCUACUAUUUUGCUGCUGCCUUUCAGGAAGCCAAGCAAACCGGGUCUACGUUCACCCAUUUUACCUCUUUGCUGCCGACAAUGUCAGCUGUGAAACCCUUCAGACGCAGACUUCCAAGUCACUGGAGACACUUCCUGUGGCCACCCUUGACAAUGAAGUGCAGACGCCUGACAGCAGGGACCCAUCAGACCAAGACGGGCUGAGGCAGAACAUCACCCAGAGGACAGCAGUUCUGGCAGGACUGUCCGACGCUCUUGGCCUCAGGAUGUACCAAGCUCUUAGCAGCGCGCAGAGCAGCAUCAAUACCCUCCUGUCUCCAGUCAACACCUUCGGCUCCCUCAUCACCUUCUACAUGGGCGCCUCAAAGAAGACGGCACGCUCAUACCAGCUCUUAUUAGGCCUGAACAGACACACUGAUGGAGCGGAUUGUGUGUCAUUGGUGGACGGGCACAAGGUCCUGAGGACCCUUCAGAGCAUCAACUCUCUGGUAGAUGACGGACCCAAAGACGAGAUCGACACCCAGGUGUGGGCCUUCGCUCCUCAGGAUGCUCGCCUUUCAGAGGACUUCAUUAAGGGCACACAAGACUUCUCCGACACAUCCUUCAUCCGUGGCGUGGACUUCUCCAGGCCCCAGAAGGCAGAGGUGCUGCUGAACACCUUUGUAGAGAAGACGUCAGAGGGAAGGGUGAAGAGACUGUUCAGUGAUCUGAGCUCCAGCACCAACCUGCUGUUCAUUAGCUCCAUCAGCUUCAAAGGUAACUGGAAGACAGCCUUCCAACCUGAGAAGACCACCCUGCAGGCCUUCCAUGUGGAUGAAGCAACAAUUGUUAUGGUUCCAAUGAUGACCCAUACGGGUCAGUACCAGUACUUCAACGACAAGAAAUUGCAGUGCACAGUGGUGAAGCUGGCUCUGAGCAAGCGCUCCUACAUGUUGCUGGUUGUGCCUCAUGAAGGGGCCAGUCUGGAUGAUAUCGGAGCAAAGCUAAACAUCGACGUCAUCUCUGACUGGCACCGGGACCUCAAAGAAGGUCUGUUGGAGCUAUCUCUGCCCAAGUUCUCCAUGUCAUCUGUGAAUGAACUGCAUGACUUGCUGACGAAAAUAGAUCCAGAGGUUGAGACUGAACUGCUGGGCUCCAGAGCUGAGUUUGAUCGACUCACUACCACCAAACCCUUCACUGUAGAUAAGGUGUUCAACAAGGUGUUGUUCGAGAUGUCAGAAGAAGGCAGUGAAACUCAGAACACGAGCCCGGAUGCAGGCGUGCCAUUGAAGCUUUCCAUCAACCGGCCAUUCUUUUUUUCUGUCACAGAGGGAAACUCUAACGCCAUCCUCCUGCUGGGCAGGGUUUCCAAUCCUGCACUUUAAAUUCGUAUGGUGCUCGACAUAACUAUAAAUGUAACCACUGAAACAACGUAAAAUGUCCGUCAUACCAACCCAACUGUACAAAAAAAAAUGAAGGUUUUAAUUUCCAUUGAUUGAAGUCAGUUAGUCUAAGGAAAACGUUCUUAGGCCAUCCACUAGGCUUUUAACUCAAUUUAUGUGUGUAGGGGGAAUAAAGCACAGCCUCUCCUAGAACGAUUAAUGAAUCUUCUGCAGUAUUUUGUUCAACAGUCAUUUUCCACAACACAACUGAUCUCUCCCAUAGACUUGUGGUGUAAAUGGGUGAGAGGUUGCAGAUACUUGAUCCAUCUGUCAGUAUUUAUCAAAAUAUGUUGCUGUGGACGGAGUCGACCCGAGCAGCAUGUUGAAAGCGAAUGUCUCAUCUGUAAAGUUUAUUAUAGCAGUGUUCUGUACAGUAUGUGUCGUAGAGUAGGCAGUAGACAUGAUUCUCUAUGACAAAUGACCGAUACUUUGUAUAUUGUUGUUAAGUAAGAGUUUAUUUUUGUUUCGUUAUAAGUUGUAAUCGCUUAAAUAAAACAUUCAUUCUCAUUUUAA
Molecule: messenger RNA, 2122 nt
Organism: Lampris incognitus (smalleye Pacific opah)
Lineage: Eukaryota; Metazoa; Chordata; Actinopteri; Lampriformes; Lampridae
Gene: agt
Product: angiotensinogen
Exons: 7
Coding region: 161-1552 (463 amino acids)
Biological process (GO): regulation of systemic arterial blood pressure by renin-angiotensin
Molecular function (GO): serine-type endopeptidase inhibitor activity
Source: RefSeq, a predicted model, not a curated record